AGGAGACGAGGCCGUGGCGCAGACGGGGGCUAUAUAAAGGGGCCGUGCUGCCCCGCUCCCCGGGCUGGGCGGAGCUGGUGGAGCCGGAGCGCUGUGGGGUGCCCCUCUCCGUGGCCAUGGACCCAUCUUACCUUUUUUUUUCCCCCCGCCCCUUCCCACAGGCGGGACCCGUCCCCCGCCGUCCCCGGCUCCUCGCCGCCCCGCGACCACCUCCUCUGGUCCAUCUUCAACACCAUCUACAUGAACCUCUGCUGCCUCGGCUUCGUGGCGCUCGCCUUCUCUGUCAAGGUACGGGUGCUGGGCGGGAUGGAGGCCCCAAGCGGGGAUGGGAGAGAGGACGUUUGGGGUCUCCUGGGAGCCCUCCCCGUGCUGAUGCCAUGGGAUGGACUUCCCGAGGAGAUGUGGAGCAUCGGAAAGGGAGGAACUAUCCGGAGGAGGCACGAGCCCAAUGCCUUCAAGAGGCUGGCUGCAGGUGACACCAUCUCCCAGCAAAGCCCCCACGCUUUUCCUGCCGCCGAUUAA
Messenger RNA from Opisthocomus hoazin, 522 nucleotides. The record is from RefSeq and is a predicted model, not a curated record. Lineage: Eukaryota; Metazoa; Chordata; Aves; Opisthocomiformes; Opisthocomidae.